Molecule: messenger RNA, 2552 nt
Organism: Gigantopelta aegis
Lineage: Eukaryota; Metazoa; Mollusca; Gastropoda; Neomphalida; Peltospiridae
Product: 5-hydroxytryptamine receptor-like
Exons: 1
Coding region: 143-1381 (412 amino acids)
Biological process (GO): adenylate cyclase-activating adrenergic receptor signaling pathway
Cellular component (GO): plasma membrane
Molecular function (GO): G protein-coupled serotonin receptor activity
Source: RefSeq, a predicted model, not a curated record
UUCCCAAAUUAUCUCUUUGGGUAGAGCGUUUGGGAUGCCAUACGGAGAGAGUCCGUGGUUCGAAUACUCUCCGUGGAAGUUGAUUUACCUGUUGUAGCUGUUGUUUUUUUUUGUGUUUUUUUCCUAUCCCCGAGACGAGACUAUGGAGUUGAGCGAGACGACGUUGUCGUACCAGGUGGUGAGCAACGACACGCCGACGACGACGACGACGAUUCGCGCGCUGACAAUUACUAUUUACAGCACGGAGCACAUGAUCGCGACCAGCAUCGUCCUGGGCCUCAUGAUCCUCGCCACCAUCAUCGGCAAUGUGUUCGUCAUCGCCGCCGUCAUCCUGGAGCGCAGCCUGCACAACGUGGCCAACUACCUGAUCCUGUCGCUGGCCGUCGCCGACCUCAUGGUGGCCACCCUCGUCAUGCCCAUCAGCGUGCUGAAGGACAUCAGCAAGAACUGGUUCCUCCCCAACUCCGUGUGCGACAUGCACAACUCGUUCGACGUCCUCUACUGCACGGCGUCCAUCCUCCAUCUCGUCGCCAUCGCCAUCGACCGCUACUGGGCCGUCACCAGCAUCGCCUACAUCCGCCGCCGCAGCCCGACCCGGAUCGGGAUCAUGAUUCUCCUCGUGUGGGCCGCGGCCCUGGUCAUCUCGAUCCCGCCGCUGUUCGGCUGGAAGCCCGAGAACAACCCGGAGAUCACGGGCGAGUGCGUCAUCAGCCAGGACAAGUUCUACACGGUGUACUCGACAGUCGGUGCCUUCUACCUGCCCAUGACCAUCAUGAUCAUCAUCUACCUGCGGAUAUACCAGGUGGCCAGAGCCAGAAUACGGAAGGAGAAGUUCGUUAAGAAAGAGGACAAGAAAAAGACGAAAAAACUCGCCGCCGCGGCCGACAAGACGUCGUCGCCUAAAGGCGAGUACAGCGUCGUCUCGUGUAACGGGUGCUCGCCCGAGAAGGACAGCAGCGGCCUGAGUAAAGACGUCGACAACAGCGACAUGCAUUGUGCCACUAACGGGAACUCGUGUGACGAGGCCAACGCCGCCAUGUUGAAAAAGGACGCCACAGACGCUGCUUCCAAGGUGGCCAUGUCGGCCAUGUGUCGUAGGGAGAAGCUGGAACUGAAGCGCGAGCGCAAGGCGGCGCGGACAUUGGCCAUCAUCACGGGCUGUUUUCUCAUCUGCUGGCUGCCGUUCUUCAUCGAGGCGCUCGUGAUGCCCUUCGUGAAAGACAAAAUCCAUAUUCCCAUGGAGCUGUCCAGCUUCUUCUUGUGGCUCGGAUACUUCAACAGUUUAAUGAACCCGAUUAUCUAUACAAAAUUUAGCCCAGAAUUCAGAAAUGCUUUCCGCAAGAUUCUCUUUGGCAAAUAUUCAAGGAAAAUAAAUCGAUAGUUGACGGUGGUGUGACCUCUUCGAGAGAGAGGGACUGAGAGAGAUAGAGAGAGAAAUAGCCCGAGAUAUACACAAGUGUAAAUGGAUUUGUGUUUAUAUGUAAAUAAUGUCUCUGUGAUGACCCGAUUCGGAGGGCAAACAGUCAAAAAAGAAAAUGGCUGUACAAAGAUGGUCUGGCGUGUGUGCACUCGAGGUGCAGAUAGAUACAUUGGUAUUAACCAAACCACUUGCGGUUUUUUUAAAACAUUAUCAAAACCAACUUGUAUUUUUGUUCAGUUCAGCUAUAACUUAGUGGACAUAGCUUUAUAUACAUUACGUGGAGUGUGUGGCACUCGUCCGUUGCUGUUUACUGGUUCUAGUAUCCAGUGUGAUCGACGUGUAAGUAUUACUGCUAGGUGUUGCAAUAUAGAGAUGCGCAGUACGUUUGCUCAUGUAUCAUUUAUAAUUUUAUUCAUCGGUUUCAUUAUGGACCAUCGUGAUUAAUGAUUUCAAGAUAAAUGGUGGACACCGUUACAAUGUUAUAGUAUGCAAAGGAGUUUAAAACACUGUCACAGUGUGAUGACGUAAAAAUUACCAUUGUCAUUGUAUGAUGACGUAAACAUUACCAUCAUCAGUGUGUGAUGACGUAAGAAUUACCGUUGUCACAGUACGAUGACGUCAAAUACUAUGAGCACUUCUCAUAGUGUCAAGGAAUGUGAAUAGAUAAGAAGUAAAUAAAGUGUUAAUACUCUCGCAGUGUGGUGAAGUAACUGAUAUUAUUGUACGGUGACGUCAAAAUUAUCAGUGUCACAAUGUGAUGACGUAAAGCCAGACGGAUACAGUGUGGUGACGUAACUGGUAUUAUUGUACGCUGACAUCAAAUCUAUCAGUGUAACAAUGUGAUAGCGUAAAGCCAAAUGGAUACUGUAUGGUUACUGAAAAUUAGUGAAAAGUUACUCAAAUGUGUCAUGGUGUGGUAAAAUGUUAAAAGUUAAACACUGUCUCAUUGUGUUGACUUGACGAAACGUGUGACGUGAUGAAAUCUGAAGACAUGUGUGUGAACACUGAUGACGUUGUGGUUAUUGUGGUGGCUGCUCGAGGUAGACCUACUGAGCACAAGAUACGUUAUGACCAGAAUCAAACAUAUAACUAUUUAUGCGAUCUCACUUUAAUAAACUAACACACGAUGCAA